This is a messenger RNA of Staurois parvus, 431 nucleotides long. NCBI's taxonomy places the organism in Eukaryota, Metazoa, Chordata, Amphibia, Anura, Ranidae. The record is from the annotation of a GenBank genome assembly.
GGGGAUUGGAACACCUGAAACACAUGAUAUGGAGGGGAUUGGAACACCUGAAUCACAUGAUAUGGAGGGGAUUGGAACACCUGAAUCACAUGAUAUGGAGGGGAUUGGAACACCUGAAUCACAUGAUAUGGAGGGGAUUGGAACACCUGAAUCACUUGAUAUGGAGGGGAUUGGAACACCUGAAUCACAUGAUUGGGAGGGGAUUGGAACACCUGAAUCACAUGAUAUGGAGGGGAUUGGAACACCUGAAUCACAUGAUAUGGAGGGGAUUGGUACACCUGAAUCACAUGAUAUGGAGGGGAUUGGUACACCUGAAUCACAUGAUUGGGAGGGGAUUGGAACACCUGAAUCACAUGAUAUGGAGGGGAUUUGUACACCUGAAUCACACGAUAUGGAGGGGAUUGGAACACCUGAAUCACAUGAUUGAGAGG